CCAUGACUUUAAGAUAAUAAUAUACUAAGCAAUCUUUUCAUCUUUAGAAAAAUGAUCAAUUAUCAUCCUAUCGUGAUGAGAAUGACAAAGAAAAUUUUCAAGAUGAAAUUUAUAUUAUUAUCUUAAAGUCAUGGGAUGGUAAAAAUUUAUUGACAGUUAGUGGUCGAGAUAUUGGGGACUACGCUAGAAAAUUACUCGAUAUUUUAUUUACAACACAAGAAUUACAAUCCAGUAUUCUGCCAUCACAAGCUGCACACUUGUAUCAAAAAGAAGUUUUGGAUGAGGAUCGUUUCAAAAUUCUAAAUGGUAAGUGAAAAAUAUAUAUAACCAUCAACAAGGUCGAUUUAGUAAGCAGUUAUAAACAUUAUAACCUAAUUUUUCUUUAAAAAAAAUAUAUUUUUUCUC
Adineta ricciae is the source of this 405-nucleotide messenger RNA. The record is from the annotation of a GenBank genome assembly. Lineage: Eukaryota; Metazoa; Rotifera; Eurotatoria; Adinetida; Adinetidae.